This is a messenger RNA of Phoenix dactylifera (date palm), 1779 nucleotides long. RefSeq names its product nucleic acid binding / zinc ion binding protein. The record is from RefSeq and is a predicted model, not a curated record. Lineage: Eukaryota; Viridiplantae; Streptophyta; Magnoliopsida; Arecales; Arecaceae.
AUCUGAACGAGUACUCCACUGAGAGAGAGGGCGGAGAGGGGGGAAGAGAGGAGCCGAGAAUGGAAGCGGUUGGAGGCGAAGAGGAAUUAGGGUUAGGGUUUCCGUUCUGGGUCCCAGCUCGCCGGACAUUCAAGCCCGGCGAUCCCUUCUUCGCCGCGGGGGACAUCGAACGCGAGCUCAUCGCGAAGCAGGUUGCACUAGAUUUAACUGAAGAUGAACGGUAUCAGCUUCAGAAAAUGGAGGGUGGAGGCAUCACCAAUUUAUUGUGCCCUAUUGUUGGCUGUGGUGCUCGGUUAAAUUGUCUAGAGGACUUUGAGGAUCAUUACCAUGCUCGGCACACUGCUUCGUGUUCAGUCUGCUCAAGGGUUUACCCAACAUCACGAUUACUUAGCGUACAUAUCUCUGAAGCACAUGAUUCCUUCUUUGAAGCAAAGGUUGCACGUGGUUUUCCAAUGUAUGAGUGUUUGGUGGAAGGCUGUGGAGUGAAGCUGAAGAGCUAUAAAAGCCGACAACAGCACCUUGUAGACAAACACAAGUUUCCUCGUUCAUUUGAAUUCUACAGAAAGGCACAUUCAUGCAAGCACCAGCGCCAAAAAUAUCAACGUUGGCAAUCUGCCUAUAGGGGGGAGGAAACUAUGGAGACACAUAUGGAUGUUGAUAGGAAAACUUUGAAGCAACCAUGCCAGAAAUAUCAACCCAAGCAAGUUGGUCCUGAGGAGACAAAGGAAACAGAUAUGGAAGUUGAAGAGAAGAUAGAUGAUCUUGUUUCGGCUGUAUCCAAGCUAAGCACAUCAGACUCUACUCCUUCAUGCAUAAGCUUUGGUCACCGCCGUGCCCGUGGCUUUGCCUUUGUCCCUCGGUCAAUUCAACAGAACAGAAAGCAGCAAUCAGAUGCCAAGAGAUAGCAAUUACGUAAUCUUCCUCUGCAGCGGCAACGGGAAGAUGGACUGCUUCAAGGCACCUUUUGCUGCAUCAAAUGACACAAUUCCUUCUGGGACUCGAUGUAUAAAGCAGAAUGUGCUACCACUGGACAAACUUUGCGUUAGGUUUUACAUUGGAAAUUAUCAUGCUUUGUGGUAUGUCCAAUUCUCUGAAGUCUGGGUUGAAACAUAGACCUCACAAGUCAUAAUACGCAUCAAAUCCUGCCCACAAAACCUCAUGCUACAUUUAAAGGACAGUCUUCCAUCUCAGGAUUAUACCUGAAAACAAAAAUGGCUGACAAGGUCAAGCCUGAGAUUAGAGGUAGUAAUCUGCAGAAGCCGGUGAGCAGGUUGCAGGCAUGAAGGCGUCUGUGGCCGACAUCGAGGACAUAAAUUCACCAGCUGAUGCCAUAGUUAUCAUAACAUGAAGAAGCACUAGAUUAUUGGAAAAUUCUUGCUAGGUCUGCUUCUUAGCUGAACUUAAAGCAGCAGGUGAUGUUGUUCGAUUCCCUUCUCUGUGAGAUCUCUGGACUGGGCAAGACCUGGUGCCCUAUGCCAUCUUGAGCUCCAUCUCCCGUUUGUCGUGUAACCAGAGAACUAUCCUCAGCAAAUUGCUGUACAGACAGAGUAACAUCUGUACAAAUGAAACCAGAAUAACAGAACAACUUAGUUUACGUAGACCUUCAUAUUGUCACAGAAUAGGAUUUGAUGUGGUAUAAUUCACCAUUGAAAUGAGGAAUAUUGACUUGAGCGCCCGGGCGAAGGCAAUCUGAUCUCUUAAAAUUGUAAUUCAGGUGCUAGUGGGUCCUUCGCAGUCCCUGAUGCUUUUACAUUAAUCAUACUUGGCUAUUCCAUUCAA